GCAGAUGUGUGCGCUCUUGCAUUGAACAACAAAAAGAACAGACGAAGAAGAAUGUGAUUCAAGAAGAAGAAGGAAGUGAAGCUUCAAUCUGUGACUAAGCUGAGGAUUGUCCGAUAGACUUUACAUAUCAGCAGGAUCCAAACUCAACAUGAACCUGGAACGGCUUCCCAAUGAGGAGAAACUCAGCCUUUGUCGGAAAUAUUACCUUGGUGGAUUUGCUUUUCUCCCAUUCCUCUGGCUCGUAAAUGUCGUUUGGUUUUUCCGCGAGGCCUUCAUGAAGCCAGCAUACGGUGAACAGCUCCAGAUAAAGACCUAUGUGAAGCGAUCGGGACUUGGGUUGUUGCUUUGGGUGGCAGUUCUGACAACGUGGAUAACGAUUUUCCAGCAUUUCAGAGCUGAAUGGGGUGAGGUGGGAGACUACCUGUCCUUCACAAUCCCGCUUGGCAUUCCCUAGGAGGACCAAAUAAUUUUCUUACAUUUUUUUCCUUACAUCAGUGAAAGAUUUGCUGACAAGUCUGGUAUCUGCAGCAAAAUGUGUUGUUUCAAUAAAGUUAACCGAGUAAUCAAAGUUA
Messenger RNA from Notolabrus celidotus (New Zealand spotty), 572 nucleotides. It is a transcript of the gene psenen, whose product is annotated as presenilin enhancer, gamma-secretase subunit. Gene Ontology annotation, cellular component: gamma-secretase complex. Lineage: Eukaryota; Metazoa; Chordata; Actinopteri; Labriformes; Labridae. The record is from RefSeq and is a predicted model, not a curated record. The coding region runs from base 149 to 454 and encodes 101 amino acids. The transcript has 4 exons. Gene Ontology annotation, biological process: Notch receptor processing.